This is a messenger RNA of Rasamsonia emersonii CBS 393.64, 723 nucleotides long. RefSeq lists its product as uncharacterized. Lineage: Eukaryota; Fungi; Ascomycota; Eurotiomycetes; Eurotiales; Trichocomaceae. The transcript is spliced from 2 exons. The coding region runs from base 1 to 723 and encodes 240 amino acids. The record is from RefSeq and is a predicted model, not a curated record.
AUGUCAGGCCAGGCGGCCUACCUACCCGCAGGCAGUGACUGCCAGCAUAUAACUUACUCUUCUAUAAUUAUUUCUAUUUCCUCAUGUCGCGAGAGAACAGCGCAAUACUCUCCAGCGACUGUUACUCAGUAUGCAUACCCUAUGAGAUGGGCGACUGAAGAGACCCACAAACCUCUCCAGUACAAGACAAUCUCCUACCUGGCUGAGCGUUUGCGGGUUGAGGGUGCAGUUUUACGAUCCGAUCUACAGACAGUAUCUGUCUGCUUCUACGAAUCUCGCUACCAUGCCGACAAAAACGCUCGGAGAACUGCCUUGCAGCUAUGUCGAAUCGACAAUGUGACAGGCGAUGAGGAGGAGAUCACAGUUGGUCCAGAUAGUGGUGGAACUGAGGAAGUCUCCGAUGAGGAGGACAUGGAGGAUGCAGAGGAGGAUAGGUUGAAUUCCAACAGUACCCGGUUUGGGAGACUUUCAAAAUCAGGUUCUCCCGACGGCAAUCCUGCUUACAAUAUAUUCGACAGCUUGAAGAUUGUCCGACGCAUGGGUCUACAUUAUGUCCAAAACUAUUCGUUCCAACACGUUGGAGUCUGGUCUAUAGACCGCGACACGAAGCUAUCACGAGUCCAACUGUUUCGAUUCCCCAAAUGCCAUUUUAAAUCAUGUCUUGCAAAGGGGAAUCUGCGGCACACACCAUGUCUGCGUCCGAAACGCAAUGAUAGGAUAUGA